GGGGAUUCUGAUGUUGGGCAGCAGGAGGGACGGGAGGACGGUCUGAAUUCAGAGAUGUUUUGAUAUCUGAUCUGGCUCAUGGCUCUUUGUGUGUCUGCUGGUUUGAGCUCCUGGUUGCGGAUGCUGCGCUGGUGCUGACUCGUGAUGCUGAUAACAGGCCAGACCCAUCUAACCCCCUCCUGUACAGUGAUAGCUGAAAAACGAUAAAUCGGGAGAAAAAAAUCAUCAAUAGGCCAGUUAGAUCCAGUGUGCACGACGGUGACAGGAGCGGCUGUGUGAGGCGGGAUGUUCUGAGCGGAGAGCCGGCGAGCGGCGUCGGCUGGCGGGAUGAAGGCGCCGAGGAGACCGAGGCAGACGCCGCUCCUCCCCCGGUUCUGCGUCUGUGGAGUCGGUCUGCUCGUAGCCGCCUGGAUCUUUAACCUGAAUCAUGUUUCAGGUUCCCAUGCACCGACUGUGGAUCUUGAAAUCUCCAAGAGGGAGCUCACCCAGCAAGAAGAAGACAGCAAUCUGACUGAGCUUAUUACUAAAUCUGCCAUCAGUGAUUUUCCUGAAGACAUCUUCACUCUGCAGCAGAGGAGACAAGGAGCGGUGCUCCUUCAUGUUCUCUGUGCUAUCUACAUGUUUUAUGCGCUGGCGAUCGUGUGUGAUGUUUACUUUGUGCCAUCACUGGAAAAGAUAUCAGAGAACCUUCAGCUCAGCCAGGAUGUUGCCGGGGCAACUUUCAUGGCAGCUGGAAGCUCCGCCCCCGAGCUCUUCACAUCUCUAAUUGGGGUGUUUAUUACAAAAGGAGACGUGGGUGUGGGAACAAUCGUGGGCUCAGCUGUCUUUAACAUCCUCGUCAUCAUCGGCCUCUGCGGCAUCUUCGCUGGACAGCCCAUCACUCUGAGCUGGUGGCCUUUGUUUCGGGAUGCUAUCUUCUACAUCCUGUCCAUAUUGGUGCUUAUCCUGGUGAUCUACGAUGAAAAGGUCAUGUGGUGGGAGACCAUCAUCCUGAUGUCCAUGUAUGGAGUCUACAUAAUCAUCAUGAAGUUCAACAGAUCUCUGUGCAGCUGGGUGGAGAGACACUGCAGCAGGGCGGGUCAGCCGUGUCUCAGCAGCCUGCGACGGGGGACGGCUGUCGGGAACAUCGGAGACUGUGACAACGACAUGGUGCCGCUGAAGCCAGAUUCCUGUGUGGUGGCCGGCCAGGACUCCGGGGUGGUGAUGGUAGAUGAGCUGCUGAACCUGCACCCCCACCAGCUCUCCUUCUCAGAGGCAAGCCUCCGUCUUCUCAUCACCCCGCAUUUCCCCCCCUUCACCCGCCUGUGCAUGGCAGGACGCAUGGUCAUCAGCGAGAGGCAGAGGCUGAUUCAGGCCCGGGGUGGCCCAGUGGAGGGGGGAGCAUCAGGGGAGGAAGGUCUGGGUGCUAACGGGGCGUGGGGUAGGGAGAACGGGGCGGCGACUGAGGGCGACAGGCACCCGCUGGAGGGUGAGAGGGGUAAAGAGACGGAGGGAGAGACAGGCGGAGCACAGCCAAAAGAGGAAGAGGAGGAGGAGGAGGAGGAGCAGGAGCAGGAGGAAGGAGAGGAGGAGGACGACGACGCUCCUUUAAAACCCUUCGUUGUGCCAGACGGUGUGUGUCUGCGCCUGAAGUGGCUGCUCUCCUGGCCCUUGAGCGUCCUGCUGUACUUCACCAUCCCCGACUGCAGCCUGCCGCGGUGGGAGCGCUGGUACCUGCUCAGCUUCCUGUCAUCCACGCUCUGGAUAGCGCUCUACUCCUACCUCAUGGUCUGGAUGGUGACCAUAAUCAGCAACACACUUGGAAUCCCAGAAGUCCUCAUGGGCAUCACUUUUCUGGCAGCCGGCACCAGCGUCCCUGACUGCAUAGCCAGCCUCAUCGUCGCCCGACAAGGGAUGGGCGACAUGGCUGUGUCCAACUCUAUCGGCAGUAAUAUCUUUGAUGUGCUUCUGGGCCUGGGCUUCCCCUGGGCGCUGAGGACUCUCAUCGUCAGCUACGGAUCAGUGGUGACAAUCAACAGCAAAGGCCUGGUGUACUCAGUGAUUCUCCUUCUGGCCUCAGUCAUACUCACUGUCCUGUGUGUCCAUCUGAACAGCUGGAAGCUGGACCGCAGGCUGGGUUUCUGUCUCAUUCUGCUUUACGCCAUCUUCUUCCUCUGCUCUGUCGGCUUCGAGAGGCUGUAGAGGACACACCUCAUACACACCCACGCACAGUCACACAAAUGACGCACUGUACACAAGUGGUCCAACGUGUUUUCCAGCUUCCCUUGCUGCCAUUGUUCAUCAAUACCCAGUUCUUUGAAUUUUCAUUUCACUUCGCGUGACUGUACAUGUUUAAGCAGAGUGACUAUGACUCCAGCUUCCUGAAGGCUACAUGUUCAUCUUUGAUAAACAAGUAUUUUACAUAGUUUUGUACCGUGCACCUGCAGCCCAGACCCAAAUGAUGAUGCACUAUUAUGUAUGUCUCAAAACCAAUGUAUAAAGUGUUGCGUUUUUAUUCUGACACCAAGAGAAGUGUGACAAACCCCGAAGUGUGCUAGUUUACUUAUUAAUACUUUACGACUGCCACAAGUAACCUCAUAUGAUGACACGUUUAUAUCUGCUUCUCAGUGCAUGAACUUAUUUAAUGUUUUCAUCACGCCUUUGUGUCUGCAGUUGUACUGAGCAUAGCAUGGCUGAUCAUCACGCUCCAGAAAAUUGCACUAAGCCACUGUUGUCUUUGCCUUGUACAAAAUGUAGCCCCCCCCCCCCCCUUUCUCUCUCCUCAAAGCUUCUCUGCACAGAGGUGAGUUUUUUUAGCUGGAGUUUAUGCUACAAGGUGUUUUUGAAUGUCUGUGUUUGGAGAGAGUCCUUGAGUGUGCGUGCUGUUGAAAUAAAACAUGUUUUGUUGUGUGAA
This is a messenger RNA of Eleginops maclovinus (Patagonian blennie), 2893 nucleotides long. RefSeq names its product solute carrier family 24 member 6a (gene slc24a6a). The transcript is spliced from 17 exons. Gene Ontology annotation, cellular component: plasma membrane. Gene Ontology annotation, molecular function: calcium, potassium:sodium antiporter activity; calcium channel activity. Lineage: Eukaryota; Metazoa; Chordata; Actinopteri; Perciformes; Eleginopidae. The record is from RefSeq and is a predicted model, not a curated record. Gene Ontology annotation, biological process: calcium ion transmembrane transport; intracellular calcium ion homeostasis. The coding region runs from base 328 to 2181 and encodes 617 amino acids.